AUGCUCACUAUCCGGGAAGCUCCAAAGUCCAGAACGGCGAUCGCUGGUAUCUACACCGACGACAAGUGCACUACUGACACUCGGUUUGUCUUCUCUCGCGAGUUCGUGGAAAAGGUACACACGGCAAUCAGGAGGUUCCGGAAGACUUUUGCAGUUGACUGUGAAGACGACAGCGUUGGCGUGUGUGUGUCACGUUUUGGAAUCUUCAUGCUUAAAGACAUCAAGGCAAUGGAUCAGUGGCACACGUGCAUGGAGUUUCUAGCACAAACAGAGGAUGCUAUGAAUUGGGCCGUAAGCACCUGUAUGAAGCGCUUCACGAUUCCAGAGGAACUUUCUAAUGGAGUUACUACCGAACCAAGAGAGCAUUUAAAAUGCAAUCAAGAAGCUGUUGCUUCGAGGCGGGCGCGUGGCAUCGUUUAG
Molecule: messenger RNA, 420 nt
Organism: Phytophthora nicotianae INRA-310
Lineage: Eukaryota; Oomycota; Peronosporomycetes; Peronosporales; Peronosporaceae
Exons: 1
Coding region: 1-420 (139 amino acids)
Source: RefSeq, a predicted model, not a curated record